Molecule: messenger RNA, 911 nt
Organism: Electrophorus electricus (electric eel)
Lineage: Eukaryota; Metazoa; Chordata; Actinopteri; Gymnotiformes; Gymnotidae
Gene: stx1a
Product: syntaxin 1A (brain)
Biological process (GO): vesicle fusion; exocytosis; intracellular protein transport
Cellular component (GO): plasma membrane; endomembrane system; SNARE complex
Molecular function (GO): SNAP receptor activity; SNARE binding
Source: RefSeq, a predicted model, not a curated record
AUGAGCUGGGCUCCAACAGAACCAAGCCCCCCGACCUCUUCAGGCCCAAGGCCGGGACUCCAGAACUUGUGGGACGUCUCGUCCAGCAACAACGGCAAAGCGGCUGCCGGCUCAAACAGUGCUUGCAGUGCCCGCUUUGUCCUGAAGAAGCCAGAGAUUCUGGUCCAUGGCAAGGCACCUGAAACCCAAAAACACUCUGACGCGUUCAGCAGAACCCUGAACAGCGUCUCCCCAACUUCCCGGGCCCCCUCUACCCUCGGGUCCCACGCCAGCGCCAAACUACCCGAGACCAUGUUUAGGAAAAAUGAGCAGCCCAGUCAGGUUGACGAGUCGCGUCGGGCCGAGGUCAAAGGUCAAGAGAACUAUGAUCAUCCUGCUGUCACAACGAUGUGCGGGUCACCGAAUCCCGCCCGACAGAAGUCACCCGCCGCUGACGGACACACUGGCAGGAAUACGACAAAUGAGGAGCUGGAAAGCAUGUUGGAAAGUGACAAUCCAGCUAUUUUCACUUCGGGGAUCAUCAUGGACUCUAACAUCACCCAGCAGGCUAUGAACGAGAUCGAAACGCGGCACACCGAGAUCAUCAAGCUAGAGAACAGCAUCCGUGAGCUGCACGACAUGUUCAUGGACAUGGCCAUGCUGGUGGAGAGCCAGGGGGAGAUGAUUGACCGUAUAGAAUACAACGUGGAGCACGCGGUUGAUUACGUGGAGCGGGCUGUGUCGGACACCAAGAAGGCCGUGAAGUACCAGAGCAAAGCGCGGAGGAAGAAAAUUAUGAUUAUUAUCUGCUGUGUGGUUCUAGGGGUUGUUAUUGCUUCCACUGUCGGGGGGGUGUUGGCCUGAAAAGCUCACCGCUCACAACACACACCAGUGUCCCACAGCAAACCCACACAUACACACACUUGCACAGA